Arctia plantaginis is the source of this 912-nucleotide messenger RNA. NCBI's taxonomy places the organism in Eukaryota, Metazoa, Arthropoda, Insecta, Lepidoptera, Erebidae. The record is from the annotation of a GenBank genome assembly.
AUGUCUUCCCGACAAAAACGACGUUUUCACGCCUCAAGCACUUUCUUAAAUCGCAAUUCUAUGAUACAAUACACCUUGGCACCGCUGUAUAAGAGAUCAACUACUGUCGAUAUUUCUUCUAUGGCUGUAAUGGCGUACGGAGGGGAUUUUAGCGACCUUCCAGCUUCCACUUCUUCAGGAAUCUUAUUUGGAAAUAGCCUUGGUGGUGUAUGGAUUAGCCACACUUUGCCUGGAUUUCCAAACCUUACGAUGAGAGGACCUCCGUUAAUUAGUGAAAAAGAUUAUGACAAAGGGCAUAUGAUAAUGUGCCUUAGAUUGAACCUGAUGACUCUGAACAAGAUCGCUGCAGUUGUCAAACACACCGAAUUCAAAAUAACUGAUUUCAGCUUACCGCAAAGCCUCCGUUCAUCUUUACUGGAAUGGGCGCGUAUUGAAAGAGAUCCAAGUCAAAGGGGAAUUAAUCCAUCACAAACUAAAUUACUCAACUUUUCAACAAGAAAUAAAUUGUUGCAAGGCAAAAUAUUGGUUCGUGGUGCAGAUGAUUCGCGUAAUCUUUAUCACACAUUCGCUAAGAUGCAAAGAAUUGUUCUAGAUGUAUACAACAGUAAUUAUGAGUAUCCGAAACCCACUUGUCAACGCGUUUACAGUUUACGCUACAUGGAAAAAAUAUCUAUUAAUUUUCCGGAACAAAAAGUGUGCUAUAUACCAAGGAAAAACGACAAAACGAGCUUUGGUGUAAGCACGGGUGCUGUGUGGCAAAGAAGUGGCCGAAAUUCCGCACAAUAUUGGACGUGCAUCGGAGAUCACGACCGUCAUGGUUAUCUUGCUAAAGGCGGGCUACUUACCUGUGCCGAAGAUUAUUCCCUAUGGUUCGGUUUCGACAAUUUCAAAACCAAAGAACCGGAAUGUUAA